GUUAACCAAUUGCGCAGUAAGGCGUUAGUCACCAAAUGGAACGGUUUUCUAGGUUGGCUCUUCUGAAUAGUCAGCCAUCCGAAUUCUUUAAAAAUAAGAAUUUGCUCGAAGUUCUGAAUGACCUUCAGUCUUCGGAAAGAAUACAACAUUAUGAACUAAGGGAUUUGAUACUGUGUGUUGGAAAUGCCAUCCGCAGUUACCCUGAAGAAGCCCUGAAGCAAUUUGAUCUAUUACUUCCCAUUUGUGAUCACCUCUUCGAAAAGUCCUUUUUGUUAAAUGAGCCUACAGCAUGGUCAUUGUUGAAAUCGGUUUUGGAAGAGGUCCUACAGCCACUAGCCAAAACUUCUGUCUCAACUGCCUAUCGUACUGUUGAGAAGUUCCUGGUUCGCAUGCUGAAAAUAGUUUCGGAUGAUAGAUCGGAAUUUGUAGACCGUUGUGAUGUUGCUGCAUCUCUAAAUUCAAUUCUUUCUGGCAUUCCAAGUAAAAAAAGAAACAAACUGUGGGAUAAUUUUAGCUUGAAAACAGCUAUUUCCAGCUUUGGGGGAAAAUUACGUCACCUGGGGGAUUUCGAUCUCCAAGCUCAUUCUUCAGCUCUCCUUCUCAGACUGAUUCCCCGAGAUGACCAGGAAGAGUUUGCGCUAACUUAUAUCACCCCAGAGUUUCCAUCACUUGCACGAAAAUUUUCCAAUAUUGGUGGUAUAAACUUUGAAUUCGAAAUUCGACCGUUCCUAAAUACAGUCAAUGGUGUUACGAAAGUUAAUCCGAAAGUAGUCUCUCUUCCUUGCGAAUCUUUGAAGCUGUGUAAUUUGUCGUUGCAGUGCCCUAAAGUUCCUAAUGAUGAAGCGAAUGUUUUCUGGCUGGACUUCAAUAUGGGUGCCGAUAGAAUCACUUCUUAUUGUUUGAAACCGUCUGAUACAGAUUCACAAAUUUCGAGCUGUGCAUCACGAGGUCAGGCUACGUGGGAAGUUCUAACCAUAUAUCCUGAAUUUCUUGAUUGUUUGAACAUUGAGCUUGCUGAAACAGAUUUAAUCGCCAUGCGUUUCACAAUGACUGAGCGAAUUAAAGAUUUUUGUGAAUGGGCACCAUCAGUUUCUGGAUAUGUGGUUGAAGCGAAAAUUUCGAUGACAGCAUUGGACCAGAGUUUUAUGCAGUUGAAGUUUACAUCAUCCUUUCUUGAGGAAGAAAGUCAAGAAGCUAAUCUAGUCAGUAUUCUAUCACGUUUGCAAUCAUUUCGUCAAUAUCUUGAGAGGAAAUUUGGAAAGACGAUUGAUUCUAAUACUCAGUCUACUGUGAACUGUCAACAUUUUGGUCCCAUCGCAAAUUCGCCUAUAAGUAUAGAAUCCAUCAAGAAUGAAAGUGCAUCUCAAAAAAAUUCAGGGCCAAAACUGAUUGAGAAGUUGAAUCCUAAAAGCUGUAAAAAGCCCAAUACUUCAUAUCAAUCAUCGGUUGCCUAUUCUCCAAUUAUGCACGAAAGUGAAAUACAUCCUUUGGUUUUGAUAGAGAAAGACAUGUCAUUUCAAAUCCAUGAUAAUGUAAGUGUAGCAUCACCCAAAGCAGAGGAAUCUUCAUUUGGUUUUUUUCGUGAAAUUCUUACACCGGUUGAUUCAGUGUGGACAUAUGAAAGUUCGAGUAGUAUUCGUUCAAGGACGAAUGAUAAGCUUCACCAAAAACUCUCUCCUACCAGUAUAAUUUCAAAUAAAAAAACAAUAGAAGCUUAUUUGGAUAAAUCUACACCGGAAAAGCAUCGUAAGGCAUCCUUGCAAACUUCUCCAGUAGUUUCUCUAAACGUACUGGAACCCAUAAUUAAACACGAUUUGAGUAACGUCGAACAAGAAAGCCCUAAGAACACUAGUUUGAUGUAUGCUGAAGCUGCUAUCAGUUCAGGUCCCUGUGAAGAGUAUGUGGAUAAAUUGUCUUCUACCGCCUCAUCUGCUAGGGCUGUCUGCCAAUUGUUGAGUAUGAGCGAAAAUGUAAAUCAACUCAUUACUAUUUCAAAAGAACCACAAAUUCACACACCUGAAGUGAUUUCUGAUAGUUCACCUUAUCUUAGUCCGACUGAAUCCCUCAAAGGUGAUGUUGCUUCAAAAUCCCAAGUUAUUGAGAAACAAUCUGUUUCAAAUUUGUGUGUAACAGAACCUGAUGUAUCAAAACCAGACAGUUCAUUUUCACUUUCAUCUUUCGUGACUGAGGAUUGGCCAAAUCAAGAAGUUUCUUCCUCUUUGGAACCCAUCGCUUUUAAACCUAACACCAGCAGUAAUUCUGCGCUAAUUGGUAAGAAAUAUAGCACAUCGUCAAAACAUUCUGUAUGCGUUCGAACGAAAAAACUUUGCGAUGUAUCAACAUCCUACAUACUAGAUGUUUCACCGGCUGAAGUUACUUAUCCACUUACUCCUGAAGAAUAUACAGUUAUUUCCUUACCUAAACUAUCUGCCAUAGUCCAUCUUAAAGGAAAAUCUAGAACUCGUCUCAAAAAACCAAGUAGCAAACGAGAGAGUAAACAGAAAGAAGUGCUGAAUGAUACAAUACAGGGAUCGAAUAAAGCUGUAUCACCACCUAUAACUGUUGUAACCACUUCACCUUCGCAAUCAAGAGAUUCAGAUCCUGAUUAUCCACCUCUUCGUGUUCGAAAUAACGCAGCACCUUUUACAGAAAGAAGAAGGAGUGCACGAUUACUAAAUAAAGAGGGAAAUGACUUAGCGGCUAAUUCUCAGCUUGACAUGAGUUCUCCAGCACCUAAGUCCGAUUCUUCAUCUCUAGGUUCACCUGAAUUGAAGUCGCCAACUUCAAUUCUUCAAACGUCAAUAAGAACACCAAUAUCCUUCCAGAAGCCUAUCAAACCAACGUCUACAUUUAAAAAGAGAAAAUUCUUUUCUACUACCCGUUCAAAAAGGAAUGAGCUCGAAAAGAAACGUUUUCAGGAAGCAUACGAACUAGUCAAAGUUAAGAAAAAGAGUGUAAAUCAAAAGAAAAAUGGAACCAAAGCUAAAACCCAGAAAAAUAUGGAGCCUAAAAAUAAGUAUCAACUUAGAUCUACGUCUAAGCAUCUUCCAACAGUGGAACAAGCGGUCAAUGUAGCAACUGUACCUAACUCAAUGCCAACUGACAGUGAUCAAGAUUUUGAUGCAAAAAUUGUGGAUCCAGAUAGUGAAACUGUGCAGACAGUUGACGAAGAUGUCAUUUCACCAUCCUGGAAACCGUCUAAAAUAAAAAAACAGAUUGAGCCAGUAUGCACUAAAUUCCAUAAUAAGAAGGGUUCAUCAUUAAUCGUGUUGAGUCCACAGAAUAAAGUAGAUAAAGAUGAUCUGAGUUGCGAACUCUCUCGUAAUCCAAGCAACAAUUCCAGUGCGCCAAGUUUGUUUUCCAUGACUCCUCCAAGACAUUUUAAAACGGAAAAGAAUACUAAGUCUACUCCAAUUUCUAUGUUUACUCCAGUCAAUCUGAUGAACAACAAAAAUAUAAAAAAUUGCUAUAACCGACUACAAAAAGAAAAAUCAUGGAGUGAACAAUCCCAACUUUUAAACGAUACGGAUGUGGAGUCAGGCAGGCGUAUACUGUGUGAUGUAGCCGAAGAAUCGAAGUUACUCGAAGAAACUGUAGAUCAUAGUUACUACAAUCGAUCUCCGUUACAUGACAUUUCAAAUAACUGCGAUCUGCAACAAUCAGAAUCCUGUUCAGUCAUGCAGUGUGAAACGCUUUUACAACAUAUUUCACUGAUUUCUGCACAUGUGGAUAAAAAUAUUCAAACUCAUGAACAACUUGGACAAAGUUGGCGUUUUCUGAAAAAAGAACUUUCAGAUUGGAUGUCAAAAGUUCAGAAAAAUAAUACAUCAUAAUACGGUUGAAUCAACCUAUUUCUACAAUUUAUAUUCAUCUCUUCUACCAAGUUUUCAGUUUUUGUUGAGUUUUUUGAUAAAUUUAUCGGUUCGGUUCAGUCUUUCAUUUCAUCCUCUUUAUCAAUUUAUCCGUUUCAGGUAUUUCUUUGCCUUUCAUAUUCACUUUUUGCAUGUUGAUAAUGUUGAAUUUGUUUUGUAUUUGUCUAGUCUAUAUUUUUGGAUUCAAUUUUGCCUUUGGAUUAAUAUUCAUUGUUUCUUGAAUUAUGCAUUAUUCAAUGUGGAUUAAAUGGUUUCAAUUAAUUUGUUUAAUUUAAAAUAUUUUGAUACUGCAAA
Molecule: messenger RNA, 4166 nt
Organism: Heterobilharzia americana
Lineage: Eukaryota; Metazoa; Platyhelminthes; Trematoda; Strigeidida; Schistosomatidae
Source: the annotation of a GenBank genome assembly